Molecule: messenger RNA, 8429 nt
Organism: Thalassophryne amazonica
Lineage: Eukaryota; Metazoa; Chordata; Actinopteri; Batrachoidiformes; Batrachoididae
Gene: myo9bl
Product: unconventional myosin-IXb
Biological process (GO): intracellular signal transduction
Cellular component (GO): myosin complex
Molecular function (GO): ATP binding; GTPase activator activity; microfilament motor activity
Source: RefSeq, a predicted model, not a curated record
UUGUGUGAGAGUCCGCCGGGGUGUUAGCCUCGUUUCAGUGUUUUAUAAAGAAGAGGCUAAAAGCUGCCGUUUAAAUUCAUUUUUCAUUACCUGGUUUAAUCGACAAGAAUGCAGUUAAGGAUUACACCGAGACAAUGAGUAAACCAGCCGGGAAAGGUGCUGUAUGGUGAGAGGGUGCCAGUGGGUGCGGCAUGCUGAAGCCAACCCCCCUGGCUCAGGAUGAGUGUCAGAGAUGGCGCUGCCACCAUGGCAACGAAUGGAGGCGGAGGGGGAGGUGGGGCAGCUAACCCUCAUGAUCACGACCGCCGCUCUUAUGUGCUCCAGAUCUACCCGCGACUAGCUGUGCAGUCCUCUACCUGCUGCUGCCUUAGAGUGCAGAAGGAUGCGACAGCAGCCUCGGUGAUCUCCGACGCUGCCUCCACAUUAGGGCUGGACCCUGGCCGCCUGUAUGUCCUAGCAGAAGUGAAGGAAUGUGGUGGAGAGGAAUGGGUGCUGGAUGCUGGGGACUCCCCAGUACAGAGGUUUCUACUGUGGCCUCGCAAAGCCCAAGAGCAACAUCCUCAGAGCUUUGGCUUUUACUUUCUACUACAGGAGAGGAACCAUGAUGGCUCUAUCCACUAUGUCCACCUCCCGGCCAUGACCAAGGAACAGGAGGCACAGCGGUUAGCUGAAAGGGGCUUCCUUCCCCCUCCACAGGAUGAUUUUGCAGACCUCUGCAAUCUUCCCAUCCUCAAUGAGGACAGCAUAUUAAAUAACUUGCGCACACGCUUCUGCAAGAAAAAAAUUUACACUUAUGCAGGCAGCAUUCUUAUCGCUAUCAACCCCUUCAAAUUCCUGCCCAUCUACAACCCCAAAUAUGUCAAGAUGUACGAAAACCACCAGCUGGGCAAACUGGAACCGCAUAUCUUUGCCAUCGCAGAUGUGGCUUACUAUGCCAUGCUCAGGAAGCGAGUCAACCAGUGCAUUGUCAUCUCUGGGGAGAGUGGCUCAGGCAAGACCCAGAGUACCAACUUCCUGAUCCACUGUCUGACAGCACUUAGCCAGAAGGGCUAUGCCAGUGGGGUUGAGAGGACCAUACUAGGAGCUGGACCUGUACUGGAGGCCUUUGGGAAUGCUAAAACAGCCCACAACAACAACUCCAGCCGCUUUGGUAAAUUCAUCCAGGUUAAUUACCUUGAGAGUGGAGUGGUCCGAGGAGCUGUGGUGGAGAAGUAUCUUCUGGAGAAGUCCCGUCUGGUCUCGAGAGAAAAGAACGAGAGGAACUACCACGUAUUUUACUACCUGCUGUUGGGUGCCUCAGAAGCAGAGAGGAAGGAGUUUAAGCUUCUUCCACCUGAAGAGUACUUCUACCUCAAGCAGCAAAACUUUAAGAUUGAGGACGAGGAAGAUCUGCGUCAUGACUUUGAGAGGUUACAGCAGGCAAUGGAGAUGGUUGGCUUUCUUUCCGCUACCAAGAAACAGAUUUUUUCUGUGCUGUCAGCCAUACUCUAUCUGGGAAACGUAACCUACCAGAAAAAGUUCACAGAAAGAGACGAGGGUUUGGAUGUGGGACCACCCGAGGUCCUGGCUAACCUGUCUGAACUGUUGAAGGUUAAAGAGGAAUUGCUGAUUGAGGCUCUGACAAAGAGGAAAACGGUGACUGUCAAUGAUAAGCUGAUCCUCCCCUACAGCCACUCUCAGGCUAUCACAGCCAGAGAUUCCAUGGCUAAAUCUCUGUAUAGUGCUUUGUUUGAUUGGAUUGUUCUACGUAUCAAUCAUGCACUGCUCAACAAGAAAGACAUGGAAGAGUCUGUCCCGUGUUUGUCCAUCGGUGUGUUGGACAUUUUUGGCUUUGAGGACUUUCAGAACAACAGCUUUGAGCAGUUUUGUAUCAACUAUGCAAAUGAGCAGCUGCAGUAUUACUUCAAUAAUCACAUCUUCAAGCUGGAGCAGGAAGAAUAUCAGGCAGAGGGCAUCACCUGGCACAACAUCGAUUAUACAGACAAUGUGGGUUGUAUCCAUCUCAUCAGCAAGAAGCCCACUGGCCUGUUCUACCUGCUGGAUGAGGAGAGCAACUUUCCACGUGCCACAGAUAAGACAUUACUAGCCAAAUUCAAACAGCAACAUCAGGGGAAUAAAUAUUUUGUGCCCACACCAGUCAUGGAGCCUGCAUUUGUCAUCCAACACUUUGCUGGGAAGGUCAAAUAUCAAAUUAAGGAUUUUCGAGAGAAGAACACAGAUCACAUGCGUCCAGACAUUGUAGCAUUGUUACGGAGCAGUGACCGUGCUUAUGUGCGGCAACUUAUCGGUAUGGAUCCAGUGGCCAUGUUCCGCUGGGGCAUCUUGCGUGCCACGAUCAGAGGCAUCACUGCUUUUGGUGAAGCUGGUCGCUCCUGGGCUGCAAAGACUUCAGGCGUUGUCCGUCCAGUCUCUAGAACUCCUUUAGGAGAGCUUCAGCGAUCCAAUGCCCCAAUAGAAAGAAUGUACAAAAGAGCAUCUAUGCUCGAUUUCUACUUUGAUCAUUCAGAAGAACGCCCUCUAGAGGCCUUUGAAGACAUCUUUGCUAACUAUGAGAGUAAAAAAGACAUGCACGCACAGAUCAUCAGUUCCAUUAAGAACUUGCAGCUGGAUGGUGAGGACCCUCGGAAGUUACUGCAGUCCUGGGGUCGCCUCCGCUUUCCUCGGCACGUCCUCCAGAAAAACAAGAACACCAGACAGAAACAGGUCAUCCCAAAGAAUUUGCUCGAUUCUCAGUCACUGAAACACAUUGUGAGCCUGACACUGCACGAUCGCACAACCAAGUCUCUACUCCACCUACACAACAAGAAGAAGCCUCCCAGUAUUAGUGCCCAGUUCCAGACUUCUCUGACCAAACUCUUGGAGACUUUGAACAGAGCAGAGCCAUUUUUUAUUCGUUGUAUUCGUUCCAAUGCUGAAAAGAAGGAAAUGCAUCUGAAUGAAGCCUUGGUGGUUCAGCAGCUGAGAUACACCGGAAUGCUGGAAACUGUUCGCAUCAGGAGGUCAGGUUAUGGAGCAAAGUACACAUUCCAGGAAUUCAUAGAGCAGUUCAGGGUUUUGCUGCCAAAAAAUGCCACCGCCUCUAAAGAGGAAAUCUCAGCGCUCCUUAAGAAAAUGGGCUUGGAUCCUACCACAUACCAGAUUGGAAAAACCAAGGUGUUCCUGAAGGAGCUGGAGCGACAGCAUCUGCAGGAUAAGUUGCACAAGGAUGUGAUGUGUAAGAUUAUCUUCCUUCAGCGCUGGUUCAGAGCUCGCCUGCAGAGGAAAGAAUUUUUGGAUAUGAAACAGGCAGCCAUCUUGAUUCAGCGAUCAUGGCGCCAGUAUUGCAAAGAUGAGCGCAGGCGACGAGCAGCUACUGUGAUUCAGGCUGUGUGGAAAGGAUACAGACAGAGAAAAGAGUACUGCCGCCACAGGCAGGGUGUUACCAAACUACAGGCCAUGAUCAGAGGCCACUCAGCACGCAGGAGGUGCCACUCUAUGCGUGAGGAGAAACGUCAAAAGGAGGAGGAAGAAGCGAGGAAGAGAGCAGAGGAGGAGGAAGCGAGGAGAAGGGCAGAGGAGGAGGUGAGGAGAUGGGCAGAAGAAGAGGAGGCACGGAGAAGAGAGGAAGAGGAGGUACGGAGAAAGAUUGAAGAGGCAGCCAAGCAAGCACAGAAAGAGAAGGCUGCAGAAGAAGCGACACAGAAAAGAUUACAGCAGGUACUUGGCAUCGACAUUGAGCCAAAAACCCGAGAGGAUGCAGACAUAGAGCUGGUCACAGAGGAGGUGCUGGAUGUUGGUCAGCAGAACAGCCUCCUUGUCCAAGAGAGUGGGGAGGAAAUAGGAGAGAGAGAUGCCGCAGGCUCAGAAACAGAGGCGCAAGAAGGCAAAUUGGAAGAGCUGGAGGAGGAGGAGGAGGAGGAUGAUUGGAUGGAAGCAGAGGAACAAAAUGCUGAGCCUCGAGCUCCCAGGUCUGUUGUCGACAUCAAUGGUACCCUGGCUGAGGCUGGACCCCAGUUAGAUGAAAAACAACAGGAAGGGGAUUUAGAGACUGAAACACGAGGACAGUCAGGUUCUGAAGGGGUGUCCUCCAAUGCACUUUUAUACAAAUCUCCAGCUCAGGAGUUAGAUAAAGAGACACCCAACUCUACCUCCACACCCUUCUAUGCUGAGAAGAAAGUAAUACGGCCACCAGCCGGUGCAAAGGGCCAGACAUCCAGGAGCCAGGAGAAGAGGGAGCAGAGGAGACGAAGAUUGCUGGAACACAACCAGAGAGAAACUGAACGAGCCGCUUCCACAUCAUCAAUCUCCAAGGGUCAAACAUCCCAACCAAAACGCAAAAGCAAUGACACCAGCAGACUAAAAGCCCAGUCGGACAGCAAAGAGCUGGAUCAGUACACCUUUGUGGCCUGGAAAAUGAAGGAAGACAAAGGAGGGAAGAAGGAUGAAAAAACUUUUCCUGCUGCUCCCGUCCGCCCAUCUACUUUGGACUUGCAGCCUUUUGACACUGUGUCUGAAAGGAAUGGCAUUGGGGAAGGUGUUGGAGUGGUGACCUUGCAGCGUCGCACUGGGGCAAUGAAGGAGAAGCCAGAGAAAUGGAGGGGAAAGAAACACGAAGAAGGGUUCUUUGACACCAGCCCUCCUCCACCUCAGAGCAGAAAGGGAAGCAGCAAAAAAACACUGAGAGAAAUGCCCUCCUCCUCAUUUGACAGUUUGUCUCCAGGUUCUGAGGAGUCUGGUGCUUUUUCUGCAAGAGAGAUGCUUUCUCCAACAGAAAUCUAUCCUGAUGGCUCAAAGGGAACCUCCUUUAGAAGGAGAAACCAAGACGGCACAGGUCACCAAAAUUCAGGACAAUUGGUCCCAUCUACACCAGAGAGGUCAGCGGGUUUCUUAAGCAAGAUUUUGAAAAAACGGCCGCACAAAGAGGCUCAGACUCCAGAGUACGGAGAUCUAACAUUAGCUCAGAUUCUUAAUGAGAAGCCAUCUGGAGGGGAAGUUCCAGCGCCUGGACACCUGUCUCGCUCUUCUUCUCAGCAUCACGGUGAUUGGGCUGGUAGACGCUUCAGUCGCAGUGCCACCAUAAAGAUCAGUCGUGCCACACGUGUCUCUGAGCAGUGGAAUGCCUCGCUGGAUCGAGAAAUCUCAAAUGCCAAUGAAUUGCAACACCUAGAUGAGUUUCUGGGCAACCAGGUCAAUGAUUUCCGUUCCAGGGGGAAGCCGCUGUCCGCCGCAGAGGCCAUUUUUGUUACAGCCACCAUGCAAUUUAGAGAGACUAUCAAAGCCAUGUAUUCUCUCCCAAAACCAACCAUUGGCUACAAAGGUCUGAUGAAAGGCUACCAGAAUAAAGUGAUCCACCUGGCAGGUGAGGACCAGAAAGGAGAGGUUCAGCUGGUGGUCAACCUGUUUCAGUCCGUGCUUGAUGGCUUCAUCAGAGGAGAGAUAAAGAAGGAGGAGGCGGAGCCUUCCAAGCCCGCUAAAGCUCGGAAGAAGAGGCGGAAAAAAGAUAAAAGUAUGGAGAGCCCCCUGGAUCACGUUUUCAUCAACUAUCAGGUCAGCAUUAUGCAGUCAUGUGACCAGUGUAGCUCUUACAUCUGGGGCAUGGAGAAAGCCUACAUGUGCAGCUAUUGCAAAAUGGUUUGCCAUAGGAAGUGCCUGUACAAAAUAAGCACCGACUGCUCCACCUUCUGUGCCAAAAAGAGUGAUGACGAGGCUGGUGGUCAGCACUUUGGGGUGCGCGUGUGCCAACUGGUUAGUGAUAAGAACCCAGUGCCCAUGGUGCUAGAGAUGAUGCUGGAACAUGUGGAGAUGAACGGCCUCUACACCGAGGGAAUCUACAGGAAGUCUGGCUCUGCCAAUCGCAAAGAGCUGCAUCAGCGGCUGGAGGCCGAUCCCCAUUUGGUGUGCCUUGAGGAUUACCCGAUCCACACGGUGACAGGCCUGGUCAAACAGUGGUUGAGGGAGCUGCCAGAUCCACUCAUGACCUUCAUGCAUUACAAUGACUUCCUGCAUGCAGUGGAACUUCCAGAGAAGCAGGAGCAGCUUCAUGCCAUCUACAAGGUGCUCGAAGAGCUUCCUUCUCCGAACUUCAACAUUGAGAGACUCAUCUUUCACCUUGUCAGGGUUUGUAAAGAAGAACCACACAACCGCAUGUCUCCUAACUCAUUGGCCAUAGUAUUUGCCCCGUGUAUCUUGCGUUGCCCAGACAGCGCAGACCCACUCAUGAGCAUGAAGGAUGUGGCCAAGACCACCACGUGUGUGGAGAUGGUAAUCCAUGAGCAGAUCAGACGCUACAACGAGAAGAUGGAGGAGAUUGAGCAGCUUGAGUAUGCCGAGGCUCUGGCGGUUAACCAACUCAAACUCAAGAGACAGAAUACGCACUGCUGGCAUUUACCUCUCAGGUUCUCAGCUCCUUGCAAAGGAGUGGUGAUACACGAGAAGGCGAGCUCUGACCUCAGCGUGGUUCCUGAGAAUGAGCCUCUGGACUCUGACACAGAGGCUGAGAACAACCUGGUGGAACGCAUCAAGUCCAUCAAGCAGGAGAAGGAGGACUUGGCCUGCCGACUUCCAGAGAUGGAACAGCCUGGUUCAGAUCAGGAGAACCUGGACUCUGAAGCCUCGCUGAGCUCCGAGAGUCUAUUGGACGAGCAGCAGCGAUCUUCUGUCCCCAGCUCAGAACUUGAAGGACCAGGUUGCCCAGAACUGAGGAGGUGCAAGCCAGUUUGCCCACCCAAACCACUGGACCUGGCUCAGAGAUUUGGACUCAUCUCUCUGCCAAACCUCACUCCUGCGAUCUCCUCCUCAUCUUUAUCCAGCUGUGCAUCUUCAACUUCCCCCGCCUCCUUUCGGCAUGCAGUGCAACGCCGCAGCCCCGUCAUUCCAGACACGGUUAAACUCCCUCCAGGAAUCAUCCGCCAGGACACCGUCUCCAGUCUCCCUCAUACAUUCACGGCUCCUGGAACAUUUAAACACUUGAUCAGGAGAAGAGAGCCACCCGGCCGCCGCAGAGACAGCACCCAGUCCCUGUACAUCGACAACAAAGACUGUGACCUGCUGGUGCCUUUUUCCUCCUGUCCCCCUUCACUUCCACCUCCAGUUCCUCCAUUGCCGUGGUCAACACCCUCUCCUCAUUACCAGCAUGACAAGUCACAAACCUCAAAAGGCCAGAGACGAUUUUCAGACCCAGACAUUCCUUAUAUUGAUGAUGAGGUCUGACCGGGGUGGAAAAGAGACCUGAAGAGGAUGAUGGGCAACAGCCUCUUAAGCACAAGGAACAACACACAAACACGAACGACACACCAGGGCCACAGGUGACGAUGGAUUGUAAAGAGUCGGGAGAGGAUAAGGAUCAAGAAUCACAGUGAUAUUACCUGUAGCAAUGAGUGAAAGUGAGGACGCCGUGAUGGUGACGUGUGUCGCCGUCAGAGUGGAUCUGCUACAGUGUGACACAGUAGAAGCCGUUCCAGUUGCUGUUGCCACUGAGGAGUAAAACAUGAAACUGUAAAUGUGUCAAAGGUCUCGUCCUGCGUAACAGUAAAACAAACUCAUUGCUGACAUUAUCGUAUUUUGAGAAACCUCAUAAUGCUGGACGAUAAAUCUGGUUUCUUCCUCCCUCCCUGUCUUUUUUUAAUUUUUAAUCAGAUUUGUGCUAAUUCAAGAAACAUUGCAGGUUCCAGUUGCACUUUUUCCUUUUUGUAGUUCUCCUAAGGAGCGAGUGAACUCAACCAUCUCGCUGAAAUGUUAACUGUUAGCUAGUGCCUUUCCAUUGUACAGCAAGUCGAGCGUAUCAGCUCAUUAGUUACUGUUUGGUGUUGUCAUAGCAGGUCUUGCAGAGGGAGCGAGGGGUUUUUUUGGGGGGGGGGGGGGGGGGGCACACUGGGUACAUUUGAAUCUCACUUCUUACUUUAUUAUACUGUACCGACACGAGACAUGUUUGAACCAACGGGUUCUGAGUGUACACAUCGGGACUGUUGUGCAGGUGCCUUGUUACAGCAGCAGUCUCAUUCUUCCUUAACAUUUUGGUCUACACAAAACACAAUAAGUACAUUUAGAUGAAAUCUCAUAUACACAACAAAGGAAAAUGGGAGCAGCACACGCCACUUUUUCCGCCACUUUGAAACAAAGAAAACGCCAGCUCAGCCACGGCACAGCAGCCUUGAUGCUACACCAGCGUGGUCACUUCAUGGCCUCUACACACUUGCAUGUGGCUUCUCUCAGCUCUGCUGUACCUGCCAUACAAAGCAAACAGUCCCGUAAAAAGCAGGUUCUGCCAAAGCGUAGCUUUGGUCUUCUUUGUAUGAAAUGUAAUACUAAUGUUUCUCUGCUGUUGAAUGUUGUUUGUCUGGAUUACAAGAAAACUACAAGUGUGUCGUGUAGAAAGUGCAUGGUUGGGAGUGAAUGAUGUGAACUGUAAUGGUUAUUAGUAUUAACAUGACAAUAUAGUACGUGAUGCUUCA